Molecule: messenger RNA, 1896 nt
Organism: Rhododendron vialii
Lineage: Eukaryota; Viridiplantae; Streptophyta; Magnoliopsida; Ericales; Ericaceae
Exons: 3
Coding region: 1-1896 (631 amino acids)
Source: RefSeq, a predicted model, not a curated record
AUGGAAAAUCCUAAUUUUCAUAACUCUGUUGUUACGAAACCUCCUGUUUUAGAUGGGUCUAAUUAUGCAUAUUGGAAAGCUAGGAUGAAGGCUUAUUUGAAGUCUCAAAACAAUCGAGUUUGGCUCUCAGUGGUUAAUGGUUAUACUGAGCCUAUCUCCACCGUGGAUGGUAAAAAUGUUCGAAAGCCUUAUGAGUCAUGGACCAACGGUGAUCAUCAGAAUGAAACAUAUAAUUCAUGUGCUCUUAAUGCUAUAUUUGGUUGUGUGUCUUUGCCUGAAUUUCAACCCAUUACUCAUGAGGGGAAUAGUCAGUUGAGGCAACAAAAACUUCAAAGCAUCAUAACUGAAUUUGAGAUGAUCAGGAUGAAAGAUAAUGAGAUGUUUGGUGAGUUUUAUGCUAAGUUGAGCGAAGUGGUGAACUCAAGCUUUAACCUAGGCGAGCCUAUCUCCCAAGAAAAAAUUAUGAAGAAAAUCAUGCAUUCAUUACCUGAGAGGUUUAUUACAAAAGUUGAAAUUCUUGAAUGCAUGCCUAAUUUUGCUUCCAUGAAGGUUGAGGAAAUUGUUGGUCACCUCUUAACUUUUGAAACUAAAUUAUCACAAUACAGACCUCAAAAAGAGAAGAACAAAAACGAGGAAAAAUCCUUGGCUUUUUCUGGUUUUAAAGAUAGUUUUAAGGUCUCGGAUAGUGAUGACGAUGAAUUAGACCAAGAGGAAAUGGCUUUAUUUGUUAAAAAAUUUGGAAAGUUUUUUAAAAAGAAUAAAGCUUUUGGUCCUAAUUCAAAAGAUAAGAAUGGUAGGUCUUCCAAGGGUAAAGAGAGGAAAGAGAGCAAAUCAUCGGGUCCCCAGUGUUACGAGUGCUUGGGGCUUGGUCAUAUUGCCCAAGAUGACUCUGAUGAAGAAGAAAAUUGUGGGGGGAAUAGUAAAGUCAUGGCUUUAGGAGCUUCUGUGCAUCCCCAUGUGAGUGAGUCUAAGUUAGGAGAUGAGACAGUGAAUGGUGAGUAUUUGAGCAAUAGCGAGAGUGAGGAGGAAGAGAGUUUGCAGAAAGCCUACAAUGAACUUUACAAAGAAAGCCUAAGGUUGACUAAGACUAACAUUGAGCUAUCUAGUGAAGUGAAGAAGAGCGAUGAGUCCAAUGUAAAACUCAAGCAAGAGCUUUUGAAAGCUCAAACUUGGGUGAGUCAUGUUGAGAAUGAUAGAGAUUCUUUGAUUAAUGAACUUGUUGAUGUUAAGAGUGUGAAAGGUAAACUUGGGAUUGAUUUGCAUGUGUCUUAUGAAACUAACAAGCUUCUUGACUUGAAGGUAGCUAAUUCGCAAGUUGAGCUUGACAAGGCCAAUGCUACAUUUAAGAAAAUGAAUGCAGGGUCAAAGGUUUUAGAAGAGAUCAUUGGAGUGCAAAGGGAAAUCUCAAAUAAAACCGGCCUUGGGUUUCGAAAGAAAGCAUCAACUUCUAAAGGCAGAGGUAAUCAUGGAUUUGGUAAGGAUAAAGGUAACUAUUCUAAUCCUUCAUCUUUCAUUUGUGGCAAGAAAACUAAUAAUGCACCUCGAAAGCCUACUCCUCCUAGCCCCCCUAUGCAAAGGGGUUUCAUACCCAUUUGUCACCACUAUGGUGUCGAGGGUCACAUAAGGCCACAUUGUUAUCAGUUGAUUGGAUACCCCCAUGCUCACUCUAAUUUUUAUGAUAAAAGUUUUUGGGGUAGGACUUACAAGCACAUGCCUACACGUAAGACCAAUGUGAUUCACCAAUCUAAGCCUUUUCCGAAGGCUAAGGCAAAAGUUGAGAAAGUGAGAAUCCCAACACUUUGGGUGAGAAGUUUGGAUGUGAGGCCUCAAGUGAAUCAUACAUGUAUCUCUUUAGAUGAUGUUGGGUCAUCUGGAGAUGUUGACCUUGCUUUUUGA